ACAAUGUUUCCGGUUUACUUCCUUUCGCAGGUCUUGAAGUACCUGUCCCGCAAGAGAAAUGAGACUGGAGGCUCAAAGUAGAUCUUCAAUUUGUCUCAAGAUUCUUAUCCGGUUGAUUGGAGUGGGAUGUUCAGUGACCGUACUGAUUCUGCUAAUGGACGAAGUCAAUGGUGCUUUUCGUGAGAACGAAUUUGGUCGCGGCGGCACUUGUGCUUUUCUAGGAGAUCAAGGAUCUUGUCAAUUUGCCGAAUCCAUAGCCGCCAUCGCAAUUGGAAUGGGGGCUCUCGCGCUGUUCCUGGAUACGUGGGUGCUGCGAGAUGACGAGAUACAAGACGAGACGAAGUUGCAUGUGCUGCGUUUAGAUUUGGUCGGAGUGGCUAUAAUAAGUGUUCUCUGGCUUUCUGUGUUCAUCAAUUCAACGGUGUUGUGGGUGAAAACUCUGAGCGACCGUGAUGACAGGAAGCUGACUACAGAUGGUGAUCUCAAGGCUAACGUGGCCAUUGCACUUACGUUUACUCUCGUUUCCUCGCUCAUCUAUGCUGUUUUGUUUGCAAUCCAGAAAUUGUCCCUAGCCAACUUGGAGUUUUGAGCGGUCGCAACGCCUGGCUACUCAAAUAAUGUGUCUGAACUUUAGCGCCAGAAGUUACUCUGUUGUUUCCUCCUUGGUACAGUAGGGUAUAGAUGUGCGUUACUUGAUUACUCACUAAUGACAUGUCAUGGUAGAAGGCAUGCAGUACACGUGUAGUAGACAUCUCUACUAUGAAUUCAGUUAGUUAAUUAUCUAGGUACAUUGAAUGCAAGUUAGACAGGAUAACAUA
Molecule: messenger RNA, 818 nt
Organism: Corticium candelabrum
Lineage: Eukaryota; Metazoa; Porifera; Homoscleromorpha; Homosclerophorida; Plakinidae
Exons: 3
Coding region: 59-589 (176 amino acids)
Source: RefSeq, a predicted model, not a curated record